AACGCCCGUUGCUGCUAUUGGAUGCUUGGACCCGCGCCCUGCUCCACUUGUCUCUCUCCGUCACGGGUUUUCUUCUCUCUCGGUAUUUUAUUAUUUUAUCUUCUUUACUUCCUCCAUCCUUGUGUCUCCAUGGCUACACCAGACGGCGCGGAGGAGCGCGUGCCGCAGCGGGGCCGAUCUCAGAGCGACCCGAGCGUCCUGACCGAGGCUCGUGCCGACCUCGCGCACCGCGCAGAUGUCAUGGAGCAGCCGAGAACGCUUCACUCUGGAUGUUUGGUAACGGGGGUCCGAACUCCUCCCAUCCGCCGCAACAGCAAGCUGGCCAGCCUGGGGCGCAUCUUUAAACCAUGGAAGUGGAGGAAAAAGAAAAACGAGAAGUUGAGGCAAGGCUCAGGAGGCUUGGAAAGGAAAGCAUCAGCGCGGCAGAGCCGUGAUGAGACGGUGAGAAAGUGUGUGGCAGAUAUGGGCACAGGUUCUGGCCUUGCAUGUGGUGGGAAUGCAGAGGAACCAGAGAUGCAGACUCAGGAAUAUUCAGACUGCGAGGAGAGAGAGGAAGAGGCCAUGGCACCGCUGGCCAGCAACACAGAGGACCUGGGGUCAGACGAGGACAAUCCUUCCACAGGACCAGAUGCCACAGAAUACACUGAGACUGCAGAAGAAAACAGCCACAAUGAAGAAGAGGAGGAGGAUGAGGAGGAAGAGGACGAGGUUUCAAUGCCCGAACUAUCCAUCAACAACAGCAUUCCUCUUGUGGAGGUUUUCCGCAAUGUGGAGGAGUUGAAAGCAGAGCCAGCGCUAAGACAAGUGCGGACGCCUCCUCCCAGAGUCCCAGCAAAGCUCCUUCCCAGGCUGGGGAGUCUGGACAGUUCACACUCGACACACCAAACACGCCCGGCUCCAGCCACUCUUCCCAGGAACUUCACUCUUCCCAAAGACACGCUGAGGGGCCGAAUCUCUACCCCUACAGGCUCACCACACCUGGGCAACAUGCAUCCGCUGCUACCCCCUACCUGCAUCAUCGAGGAACUGCACCGAGCUCUAGCCACCAAACACCGGCAGGACAGUUUCAAUAGUAAAGAGAUACGCUGUUCGCCGAAGCGCCGCUCAGACAGUCACGUGUCUCGUACCUUCAGCACGGAGAGCGAGCAGCAAGGAGGAGAGGUGGAGAACAAGAAGGAGGCGGAGGAGAAUAAAGAGAACAUGGGUCUGGAUGAAUACUACAGCGAUCAGGACAGCUGGAAUGAAUCUGUGAUCUCGGGGACACUACCGCGGCGGAUAAGGAAAGAGCUGCUGGCGGUAAAGCUGCGUAACCGGCCCAGCAAACAGGAGCUGGAGGACAGAAACAUCUUCCCGGUGCGCAGCGACCAGGAGCGUCAGGAGAUCCGGCAGCAGAUAGAAAUGAAACUGGCCAAGAGACUGAGCCAGAGACCGGCGGUGGAGGAGCUGGAGAGCAGGAACAUCCUGAAGCAGAGGAAUGACCAGACGGAGCAAGAGGAGAGGCGAGAAAUCAAACAGAGACUAAACAGAAAGCUGAACCAGCGUCCUACAGUAGACGAGCUACGUGACCGCAAGAUCCUCAUCCGCUUCAGCGACUACGUCGAAGUAGCCAAAGCUCAGGACUAUGACAGGAGAGCAGACAAGCCCUGGACCAGACUGUCUGCUGCUGACAAGGCAGCGAUACGGAAAGAGUUGAACGAGUUCAAGAGCAACGAGAUGGAGGUGCACGCAUCAAGCAAACACCUUACCAGGUUCCACCGGCCAUAGCAAGGUUUCUUCUGUGAAGAACGAAGAACGUACUGGACGUUGAAGGAAGACCUCAGGAGGGUCCAUCCUGUGCCGUGGCCCAUGGGUCCCUGGAGGGCCUGCUUUUUUUCUGUUUUGGUUUUGGGGCAUUAUCUCGGGAAGCUCGGAGGCUGUGUCUCUUGAAAAUCUCGUGCAACUCCAAAAAAAACAAAAACCCUCUCCUCAGCCAAGCGCUACACCUGUAGUUUUUUUCUCUACCUGGCUUUGUUUUGUAUUCGUUUCUUUUUUCUUAAGAAGAACUUUGAUCGAGAAGAACAUUUAUGGAAAAAAAACAA
Clarias gariepinus (North African catfish) is the source of this 2078-nucleotide messenger RNA. RefSeq names its product phosphatase and actin regulator 3b (gene phactr3b). The transcript is spliced from 13 exons. NCBI's taxonomy places the organism in Eukaryota, Metazoa, Chordata, Actinopteri, Siluriformes, Clariidae. The coding region runs from base 22 to 1764 and encodes 580 amino acids. Gene Ontology annotation, molecular function: actin binding. Gene Ontology annotation, biological process: actin cytoskeleton organization. The record is from RefSeq and is a predicted model, not a curated record.